CAUCUUGAAUUGUCCCGACCAGAGGAGGCGAGAAGGAGACGGACUUGGGAAAAACCAGCUCGUCCUAAACUCGAUAGCUGCUUGAGCUACACGGAUUAACAGCAGCUUUAGAGGUUAUUGCUAACAUAUGAUACUGUUUCCACUUGCUCGUAGAAGUUAUUUCGACGGAAGAAGGCUGUUUGGCUUACUUUGGAGGCUGAACGGAGACCGGAGGGAGCCUCGCUUGUUUCCCUGUUGGAGCGGACGGAGCUGUGGUUGUAGCCGGGCAGCCCCGCCGGAGAGUCGGGAAGAAACUAAAGCUUCCACGCGGAAUAUAACAGCAUAAAUACAAGACUUGGACAUCCACUUUCCACUGUAGGCGACUGUGGAUGCUAAACGCUUCGCCUUUUUGACGUUUUAAAGCUAUGCAAAGGGGCUUUUUCCGAGGAUACGUUUGAUUGGAGGACGGCGGAGUGCGCUUGAUUUCCAGUCCGAUGGAUGUUAGCCCUGCCCGGCUGUGGCUCGGCUGUCCUCUCCGCUGGUUUGAAAAGAGCAGGUUAAACACCUCCAGGCACAGGUGAACACGUAGGUUCAUAACAAUGCUGCAAACCUGGCAAGUGAAUGACAGCUCCGGCUCGGGUGCCAAGAAGUCAAGUGUUUGUGUGUAAACCUGGAAAUACCACCAUCUUCUUCAUCAUCAUCACCCUCCUCUUCUUCGCUUCUCCUUUUUUGGACUAGUAAGGCUAGCAUUACCUGGGAUAUUCUGGAUUCAGGCUCGAUUUUGACAUUUUAAAAUGUCCUUUUUGCAAAGACAGUGCUCUCUGGAGCAACAAGACAUUUAAUUUGACUCUUUGACUUUUUUAGAUUUUGUUGUUUUUUGUUUGUUUGUUUUUUUAUUCUCUUUCCAGUCAGAGGAUCAGAUUCGGAUGGAAAAUGGGAGACGCCACCAAACUGGCCUUCGCCGUUUUCCUCAUCUCCUGCUCUUCAGGUGCCAUCCUGGGACGCUCGGAGACUCAGGAGUGCGCCUACUACAACUCCAGCUGGGAGAAGGAACGCACCAACCGCAGCGGCAUCGAGCCGUGCUUUGGCGACAAAGACAAGCGGCGGCACUGCUUCGCCACGUGGAAGAACGUGUCCGGCACCAUAGAGAUCGUCAAGCAGGGCUGCUGGCUUGACGACGUCAACUGCUACGACAGUAACGAAUGUGUGGAGAAGAAGGAGAGUCCGGACGUCUUCUUCUGUUGUUGUGAAGGCAACAUGUGCAACGAGAAGUUCCUGUACGCUCCUGAACCGCCCCCACAGAGCGACCCGCACCACUCGACCGCCUACACCACUUCCAACCCAUUUUCCCAGAAGCCUCAGCUCUUCAGCACCCUUCUCUACUCCUUGGUUCCCAUCAUCGGUUUGGCCGCCGUCGUCCUCUUCUCCUUCUGGAUGUGGAGGCAUCACAAACUGGCUUACCCAGCUGCCCUCGUCCCCACACAUCACGCCUUUCACAUUAUGGUGGAGGAUCCCGGGCCCUCACCCCCAUCCCCCCUCAUGGGACACAAACCUCUGCAGCUGAUCGAGGUGAAAGCCAGGGGGCGCUUUGGGUGUGUUUGGAAAGCCCAGCUGCUGAGCGAUUAUGUGGCCGUGAAGAUCUUCCCCAUUCAGGACAAGCUGUCUUGGCAGAACGAGUACGAGAUCUACAGCGUGUGCGGCAUGAAGCACGACAACAUCCUCCACUUCAUCGGCGUGGAGAAGAGGAACAACAACCUGGACCUGGAACUGUGGCUCAUCACCGCCUACCACGACAAGGGCUCCCUCACCGACUACCUGAAGGCUAACGUGGUGUCAUGGAACGAGCUGUGCCUCAUCACUUCGACGGCAGCCCGCGGCCUCGCCUACCUCCACGAAGACAUCCCGGGCCACAAAGACGGACACAAGCCCUCCAUCGCUCACAGGGACAUUAAGAGUAAGAAUGUGUUGUUGAAGAAUAACCUGACAGCCUGCAUCGCCGACUUUGGCCUCGCUCUGAAGUUUGAAGCAGGAAAAUCAGCAGGAGACACUCAUGGACAGGUGGGAACACGCCGCUACAUGGCUCCUGAAGUCCUUGAAGGUGCCAUCAACUUCCAGCGAGACUCCUUCCUGCGCAUCGACAUGUACGCCUUCGGCCUCAUGCUGUGGGAACUCGCAGCACGCUGCACGGCCGCUGACGGCCCGGUGGACGAGUACAUGCUCCCGUUCGAGGAGGAGGUGGGUCAACAUCCUUCUCUGGAGGACAUGCAGGACGUGGUCGUUCAUAAGAAGCUGCGGCCCUGCCUCAGAGACUGCUGGCAGAAACACGCGGGUCUGGCCAUGCUCUGUGAAACCAUCGAGGACUGCUGGGACCACGAGGCCGAGGCCCGCCUGUCUGCCGGCUGCGUAGAGGAGCGCAUCGGCCAAAUGCAGCGCCAAGCCCCCAUCAUCGGCCCCGAGGAGAUUGUCACCGUGGUCACCAUGGUGACCAACGUGGACCUCCCACCCAAGGAGUCCAGCUUAUGAUUCAUCUGACAAGCUCAUGGAAACACGGAUCAGCACGAGGGGAUGAACGGCCGACCCUGGUUGGUUGGCGUUCCGGGUUUUUUUCUCUUUUUUUUUUCUUUUCCCUUUUUUUUUUCUCUUUCUUUUUUGUUGUUCCUUUAAGUGCGGGCCGCUACUUCAGGAAACACCCUGCGCCCACCUCACCACAUCAGUUGUUAUCCACCUCAUUUUGAUAUGUGUGCCUGAGGAUUUAAACGUUGGAGAAAAACUCUCAACCCGAGCAAACCAUUCAGGAUUUUAACGAGUGAAAGUGUCGACAUGCUGGGACAAAACACUUUUAUCAUGUAUUGUUUUUAUACACACACACUCACACAGGAGGGCGACCUGUUCUGCUCGGGUUUUCUACGGAGAGAGGAGACCCGGCGGGGAAAUUUCACAGAACUCUCAGUGCAUUUUACUGUAAAAAAAAAAGAAAAAAAAAAAAGACGAGCACCUGGCUCUGGAUACAUUUGCUGUUUUCUCGUGUGCGUUUUUUUUCUGAAGAAACGACUAUCGUUCUGCCAAUAAGCAACGGCUUCUGAAUGUUUAUAGUGUAAUGCUGCUGUACAUAGUGUAUUAUGGACCCAGACGACUUGGUAAUCAAGCUUAUUUUAAAAGGGGGGAGGGGGGUGAGGGGGACGGGGAGGGGAGGGGAGGGGGGGUCCAUUUUCAAGCAUUACGACGAUAAGAAAACCAUAAACCUCCUUCAACCAGGUAUACCUCACUUCAGAUGGACACAGUUUAAAUUUCCCUCUUCAAAGUCAUGGCUCACACUUUUUUCUCCACCACUUUGGCUCGUCACAUCCACACUAUCCGUUCUAAGCCCCAUGGGUAAUGUAGUCCGCUAAAGCCUCGAUACGCAUCGCCAUAAAAAACACAAGUUUCUCCCUUUUCCCUCCCCUUUCUCAGUCUCACUUUUAUAGAUUUUUUUGGGGACUGAAUAACAACUUUGGUUAGUUUUGUUUUCUUCUGAUCAUGGUAGAAACAUCCCCCCCUGUGAUGAAGUGGUUGUUUAAAGUGAUUUUUACAGUUUUUUUGGUUUGCCGUGUUAACUGUCAACGGUGUCAUUUUGCACGUGAGAUCUGGUUAUUCUGAUUUUUUUUUUUUUUUUUAUAUAUCUCUCUGGAUUGGCGCUGGGUACCAUCUAAACAUACCUUCAAAUAUUUGGUAUUAGCACCAAGUUUUUAAAGUGCUCAAAGAUGGUCAACCUUUUGGAUCAUGUUCUUCUUGUUCCUUGUAUCAUGCGUGGUCUGAUUCUGCUAAGAAAUAAUCAACAAAAUAGACCCAAAUUUGCAGAAGAUUUGAAUUUGAGUUGAGGGUACCCAGCCCUAGUACGGAUUUAAACCUGUAUUUAGCUGAGCCAGCUUGCUUUUUAAUUUGACCGCACACACACAUCUCUCUUUUUGUUGUAUUACUAUCAAGAGUCUCUUUUGAUACACCUCAGGAAUCUUUGCUACUGACCACAUCCUCCACCUCUUCCUCCUCAUCCUCACCUGUCUCAGACUGGAAUACCUCCUCUUUCGCUGAUUCUUCCGCUUCCUCUCUUUCUUUCUCUUUCCUCGCCUCAUCUCUACUUGUUGAGGGUUUAGCCGUGCUGUCAUGCCCAAGAACACUAAAACAGAGUCUUCUAUAUUUUUUAGAACCAGACAGAUUUGAUUGCGAUUGUUAACUUAGCCUGGCCGGGUUUGUUUCCAUUUUUUGGACCAGCCCAACCCGUCUUCAUCCUCCUGAGAAGCAUGAAAAACUCUAAAUCUUGCUGUGUUUAAAUCGUUUUUGAGACUUAAUUGCCUUUGUUGAUAGUGUCUUUUUAUCAGGAUUGAAGGGUUGAGAUAUCUGGGGUUAAUUGUUUUUUCUGGCAUUCUGAAUUAAACGCUUAAAGUUCUGAAAAGCUAGGGUUACUAGCGUUCAAAGCUACCUGCUCUGGGUUUGAAAAGUGCUGAAACACCUAUAUUUACAUGCCGUUUUCUGUCACUCACACAUGUCUAAAAUGACUGGUUUUAAAACUUCUUCGACUCUAAACGAACAAUAACACGGCUAACCAAACUCCACGAGUUGAGACGAGGAUCCUCUUCUUUCCCUCUUUCAUCCUGGUGCCAUUUCUACGUAUCCACAUUAGUUACUCUUGUAGAUGUCAGGCAAAACGGAUGUAUCUGUCACUGCUGCGACGGCAACAAUGACGUUUUUUUUAAAUCGUUUCUUUCUUCUGAGGGACAUUGAACACUGGUGCCGGCAGACCUGCAGUCUCUCCUCAAGCUUUGGGACGGUUUCAGGAUGAUUAGUUUAAAAUCAAGCUGAUGAAAAUCAAUUAUUUUAGGGUCAGAAAGAUUUAAAAUAUGAAGAAAUGUAUUUAUAUAGAAACUUUACACAUUCAGGGCAAUACAUGAUUAUUCUUUCUCUAUAGCAUGAUUAGCAUUUUAAGAAAACGUACUGUAGUGCUUGAGAUUUAGAAAAGCGAAAGGUUAAAACAAAUUCACGAGUCUGAAAUUUAGCUGAAUACCGGUAUUUGUUUUGUAUCCACCUAUCCUGCGAUUCUGUUAUCAUUUUUCCUUCUUUUCCAAAUUUUAGACCUUAAAGGCUAAACUUUGCUUUGCAUUCACAAAUUAUUGUUUUUUCCUGACAAAUGCCCACUUUCUACCAAAACAACAACUGUGACAACUACAAAAUGGUUUUUUUUAGGGCCAGAUCUUUUCCCCAUUACUGAAUUCAGACCCUGGUUCUUGUGGUCGAAAUGCACAUAGUUCCUCAAAUGGUCCCCAGUUCUGGGGGACAGUUCCUCCUGUCGAAAAGGGGCUUAAGAAUCAUAAUUGUCCCCAGUAAUCCCUCCAAAACUGUGAAUAUUUGGUCAUUUCUGAGGAAGUGAAAGCAGUUACAAGUUUGGAAUAAAGUUUGAGCACGUGCUAAAACAACAACACAGUAAACCUGUAGGAAGCAGAAGCCAUCAUCUUAUUCGCUUACUGUAGCAUGAGUACGAUACUUGCAUAAAUAUCGCCAUUGACUCUCCUGAAGCAGGGAGAUCAGCAGUACUGCAAAUCCCAGCAGCCCUUUGAUUAACACUACCUCACUCACAGGGAUUUCUUCGGGGUAGAGAGUAUGGCAAAUGCACCCAAAAUAUAGUUCCUCUGUCAUGAAAAGAGAUCCAAAUUUGUGGCAAAAGUUAUUCAGUUUGUUGUUAAGCUUGGAGAAACUUCCCAAUUCUGUAAUUUCUCGUUAGAGUUAAACAUUUUCCCAAUGUAUUGGAUGUAUUGUUUCCUUCCUGAAUAUUUGUAAAGUUGUUCAUUUUAAGGAGGAAAAGGAUCAUUCAAUUUUAAAUACAUAAAAAACAGGCAGAAAGGUAAAAAAGAACACCAGUGUUAUCUGAUUUUUGUGCCCUCAAAAGCAAAACUUGACAGUAUUUCUGCAGUCAGGUGGAUUUUUAAAUUCUGCCUCCAAACAGCAACAACAACAGAAGAAACAAAACUGCCAGUGUUUGGUUGGUAGCCACAUCGAUGUUCAGCUUGAGUUUAAAUGGCGCUCAUGAAACUGUCCCAAACCGACAAAUACCAUUCAGGGAUUCAGUACUAUGCUUUUCUAAGUUCUCGCGAGUUAUAUGCAACCAGUGCCGCAAACUACCCUACACUUCUGUAGGAUCAGCUGCAGGAGUGACUUUCAAUAUACACAAACACACACGAUUAACUUGUAGCAUUUUAAUUUUGUUUUUUAAAUAUUGCAUAUUGAUAUGUUGUAUUUAUUUUUUGAUUUACAGGCCUGAGGUUUUUGGGGAAUCAGAGCUCAGGUGCAACUCAGAAUAACGUUGUAAGAGUUGGCACGAUUGUUGUUGUUUUUUUGGGGGGAGGGAAUGGGGGGGGGGGGUGUUUUUGGUUGUAAUUCAGGAAAUACUUUCAUUAAUUCAAAAAGAAAACAUAUAAACUGUAACGUGCUUCUUUCUAUUCAGUCUAUGGACAAAAACGACCGAGAAUGAAUGUUCUUCAGACUUCUGGAUUCCAGUAUUGUGUGUACUUUGAUGGAUUGAGCCCGGCCCUGUGUAACUUUAGAGGGCUUUGCGUUUGGCUGGUUUCGUGUGAUUGUGCCCUGUCGUCGUAGAAACCAGUAAAACCGACAAACUUGGAGAGCCAUUCAUACACCUCUUUGUAUGAAAGAAAGACCUGAACUACUUUAAGGGCAAUGAACUAGCAGGCUAACCGUAUUAUCUGUUUUAUGAUCUUUUCCUGUACAUGUGUAAGUAGUAUUUCCUGACAGAAAAUCUCAUCCUUAUUUAUUUUUAAAUGUCUAAUGUGAAAUUCAACAAUAUAAAAAAAAUGUCUGUUUCUGACACCUACCCCGCCAAGUGUUAAAAAUAACUACAUAGUAUUAAUCAGUUUUAUCUCUGAUUAUCUUGAUCCCUAUUGUAGGACAUAUAAAGACGUCAGUAAUGGUAUCAGACAGUUUCACAGCCAGUUGAAAAACUCCUCACAGGAGCUUUAAGACAAAUUUUGCACUUUAAUGAUUAAUUGGAAGAUUUAGUUCCCAGUUGCACAAAAAAUAAGACAAGUCUUUUCAUUUGUUUUUGGCCUUUCUUCAAAUUUGAUAAAGCACUUGAAUUUCCAAGAAAAAACUCUGCUUAAGAUCCUCAAUUUAAAAUAAAUUUCUUGCUCAGAAUUUUUGCAACAGUUGAGGCAGUUUGAGACAAUCUCGUACUCCACUUUGUAGAACAAUCACAGAUGAGCUUCCCCUAAGAUUUUGAAUAUCUUCAACCUUUUUGGUCUCAACUCAAGUCCAGGAAUAGUGUGAACGUUGUUAUUUAAAGGUGUAUGAAUGGGUUUCUCCAGCAGGCAGGCUUUACAGUUUUCUACCCGACGUCCUCCAGCCCAGCACCUCACAUUGCUGUGCAUAUAAACUACCAGUGAAACAUUUGUGUCUUGUUGCCCCGCCCCCACUAUUUUAAACAGUCUAGGAUGUGUACAGACAUGAGAACAUAAAUACCUGUAUCAACUAUAUACUCUUGAGCUGAAUCUUUAUAAGUGCGUGUUGAACUUCAGUGUUUCCUCUACAUUCAUUUAUACUUUACUUGUGUUUUGACUCGGCAGCUGGGCUCAACUUGGCUCAGCUGCAGAUAAAAAAUCGUCCUUCACUUUAAGUUGAGCUUUGUGUAAGCUAAAAGCUAGAGGCUCAUUGGAGUACUUUGUAAGGUAUCCCAGAAAGCACUUAACGGUGUGUUGGCAGAGAGAAAUUGACAGACAUUUGGCCCACAGCAUUCCACAAGGAGCCUGUCCAGGUCCCCUUACGGUUGCAUUUUAAAGACUCCCUGAAGCUCUUUAAGAGCACAUGCAAUACUCCAUAUGUGAUAAAACAAUCACCCACUACAGGUAUUUCAUUCCAGCAUCUCAAUCUCCUGUUUUUUCCAACUGUUGGCAAGAAUUUUAGAGGAAACAUUGAACUCUAAUGACCUCCCGCCAAGUCUGUCUUGGCAGCAGGAUUAGUCGGGUUGCCAGGCCUGAAAUUUCUACUAAAAAAAAGAAACACUACAAGCAUUUUUGACCCCACAUUUCUCGAGGCUCUUGAGUUGCAGCGCUGAUCCAGGAUCUGCCAACGCAGUCUGUCGUGAUAAUGAUGCUCGCGGGGUUUGUGGUUUUCAAAGCUGGAAGAUCACUUUUGGUCACGAAGCAGACGUGGGAUGAAAAAAGUGUCUACAAUGAGGAAAGAUGUCUUGUUUUUGUUCUGUUUUUAACUCCUGAUACAUGUGACUUUAUGCUUUGUGUUACUGGCAAUAAAUGUGAAAUAGGACAAGACGCUGAGGUCUGGAAUUUCAAACUGGAAUUACAACAAAAGCAUCCCACCAGGAGUUUUUUGAGCAAGUAGUAUUAUUAGUUUAGCAGAAGAAAUCCUGCGUACAUUAUCACAGAGGAGACAACACUGAUCCCUUGUCAGCGCUGCAACUCUGCUAAUGGUUUUUAUCAGCUGAAGUGAUCCACGUGAUGUAAAUAAAUGUGUUUUUAGAUUGUGAA
Labrus mixtus (cuckoo wrasse) is the source of this 8501-nucleotide messenger RNA. Its product is annotated as activin receptor type-2A-like. The record is from RefSeq and is a predicted model, not a curated record. Gene Ontology annotation, biological process: cellular response to growth factor stimulus; activin receptor signaling pathway; protein phosphorylation. Gene Ontology annotation, molecular function: ATP binding; activin receptor activity; metal ion binding. Bases 913 to 2502 code for a protein of 529 amino acids. The transcript is spliced from 12 exons. NCBI's taxonomy places the organism in Eukaryota, Metazoa, Chordata, Actinopteri, Labriformes, Labridae. Gene Ontology annotation, cellular component: activin receptor complex; plasma membrane.